Molecule: messenger RNA, 2099 nt
Organism: Colletotrichum godetiae
Lineage: Eukaryota; Fungi; Ascomycota; Sordariomycetes; Glomerellales; Glomerellaceae
Product: short-chain dehydrogenase
Exons: 3
Coding region: 471-1640 (389 amino acids)
Molecular function (GO): oxidoreductase activity, acting on the CH-OH group of donors, NAD or NADP as acceptor
Source: RefSeq, a predicted model, not a curated record
GCCAAGCAUCAAGUCGGUUGGGAGCUAUUCUGCCUCUGUCACCCGGUGUGUGUGUGUGUGUGUGUGUGUGUGACGGACGACCCUGGCCACCUUUUCUUUCCCAUGACUGUUGAAACCCCCCUCGUCAUUGAAACACCCUUUAAGUAGGGGGGGUUCGCAUGCCAGUAGCACGGUGGUGCUGUGUUGAGACUGUGUUUCUCUUGACAAUCCCUUCUGUCUCGGGAACCUAGUACAACCUAAGCUCUAAUUCGAGCUUCAUUGCAUCGCGACCGAGGAGGUUGGUUGCCGAAUCCUCACUCGACUCACCGGCAUUAGAAAAAGUCCAUCGCAGAGUUACCUCCGGGCCUAUCGUUUGAUUUCAUCAACAUCUUCGAGAAACGAAAGCCUGAUCCCGCAGGGUCCAUCAUAAGCCUGCCAAGGCAUACAAACACACCCCAUCGCGAAGCGCAGCAACUACACAACCCUCGACGAUGCCUUUACACCAGGGCUUCCUCCCACGCGAGGGCCUCACCGCCGACCCCAUCUUCCGCCUCAUCGCCAGGACCGCCCUGAACCCGUCCGUACUGCUCCCGCUCCUGCUGCUCGCCCGCUACACCAAAAAGGGCGGCGACCUCGCCAUCCUCCACCCCACGGCCUUUUCGCGCAUCAAGUUCCUGGCGUACUGCGCCGUGACGCGCUGGGCGAGCAGCUGGCUCUCGCGGCGUGCCCUGAACAACUGGGUCGACGACCGGUACAACUGGCGCAAGGAGAUUGUUCUCGUCACGGGCGGUGCUGGUGGCAUUGGUGGGCAUGUUGCGCGGCUUUUGGCUGAGCAGGGUGCUACUGUCGUUGUGUUGGAUAUCCAGGACUUGACUUUUACUGCUGCUUCCAAUGUUCACUACUUCAAGUGCGACAUCACGUCAACAGAGAAGCUCGCAGCCGUGGCCGACGACAUUCGUGCAAAGGUCGGCCACCCGACGGUGCUCAUCAACAAUGCCGGCGUAGCCCGCGGUAAGACGGUCCUCGACUCGACGGAGCGGGAUAUCCGCUUUACUUUCGAUGUCAACACGCUUGCGCACUACUGGACGACCAAGGAGUUCCUCCCCCACAUGGCGAAGACUAACCACGGCAUGAUUGUGACGGUUGCUUCGUACGCAAGCUACCUUUGCGUUCCCAACAUGGUCGACUACGGCGCGUCCAAAGCCGCCGCCAUGGCAUUCCACGAGGGUAUUACGGCAGAGCUCACCACCCGAUACAACGCUCCGCGGGUGCGCACGGUACUGGUCAACCAGGGCUUCACAAAGACUCCACUAUUCACCGGCUACGAGCAGGGCGUGGAGUUCAUCCUCCCGGCGCUGGAGCCCGAGACCGUCGCCGACGCCGUGGUCAGGCAGGUGCUCACGGGCGAGAGCGGCCACGUCGUCUUGCCCGCGUACGGCAACGUGCUGACGGCGCUGCGGGCGUUCCCGCACUGGUACCAGCACCGCAUCCGAGGCGAGUCGCAGAAGCUGAUGAGGAACUUUUCGGGGCGGCAGGUGGUCAAGGACGUGGAGGGAUUCUACGAGAAGAGGGACAAGCAGGCUGAAGAGGAGCAGGAGAGGCCGGAAGAGAGUACGGUCUUGGUUGCGGAGCCUAUUCCUGAGCCGAAUGGUAUUGAAUGAGAGGAAUGACGAAGGACGAUGCUUUGCGGCAGAGCGGAUGAGAUGCCCAGUACGAAGUACAUAUGUAAAGUUGACACACGUUGCUCUCGCCCCGAAAAUCAAUGCAACUUUGUGACUACUUUAGUGAGAUGGAUGGUCCCGCCGCGGGUUCACACAUCCUUGCAGGGAUAUGGUGACUUCCGUGGCCCGAGUCCACGAACGUCACUUGCAGAGCCGCUGCUCGUGGGGUUCGAAGACGGGCUGCGGAACAUGACUUCGCCUACAGCUUACGAGCUCAAUUCGGGACUUCUCUCACUCAAAUCUACGGGAGAUUUCCAUUGAGAUGGCACGUAUUGCUGUCUGCAUCCAUGAAAGUCUCGGGUUUUCCAGGUGAUCGGGGGUUGGCAACACUCCGAGAACCACGCAUGUCAAUUGAAUUAAGGAGCAAACAAGCCGAAAACAGAUAGUUUCAUGCUCUGC